Molecule: messenger RNA, 1814 nt
Organism: Mauremys reevesii (Reeves's turtle)
Lineage: Eukaryota; Metazoa; Chordata; Testudines; Geoemydidae
Gene: FBLN5
Product: fibulin 5
Exons: 12
Coding region: 612-1766 (384 amino acids)
Molecular function (GO): calcium ion binding
Source: RefSeq, a predicted model, not a curated record
UGUUGUGAGGAGUCUAGCCAGUUGGUGAGCUCUGUAAUCUAAACCAGCUGUCUCCAGACUGAGGCCCCCAUUUGCAUUGUUUAACAUACUUAGAAAAUGAAGUGUUCAUUUUUAACAUUCCUCCUUCAAUUGGUUUAAUGCUGAAUUACAGAAGAGAACUAAGCAAAACCAGGUGCUUUUGCUGUAUUCUCUCCAGUGUCUGAGGAGGAGCAGACCUCUCUCUGCCCUUUCUAUUAUUUGGUAUUUCAUUCUUUGGAAUACAAAUGACUGAGGAACUCAAGUGCUAGCAAAACGCCGAUGUUCAGACACGUUUUUUAGUUAUUCAGCGUGCAGACUCCUUUUUUCCUUCUUUCCUAACUAAUGUUGGACAUGCAAGAAGUAAAGAGGAUACUGACGGUUUUCAUGCUGGCCACCUGCCUUACACGCCCUGGGAAAGCACAGACUGAAAAUAGACUCUCCCAUCAGAAUACCCUUGGCUUCCUCCAGAUGAUGCUAAAACAUCUCAUAAUGUCAAACAGCAAUGCACUAACGGGUUUGACCUGGACCGUGCCUCUGGGCAAUGCUUAGAUAUUGAUGAAUGUCGGACUAUUCCUGAGGCCUGUAGAGGAGAUAUGGUGUGUGUUAACCAGAACGGUGGCUAUUUAUGCAUUCCCCGAACAAAUCCAGUUUAUAGAUCACCAUAUGUGAAUCCUUAUUCAAACAUUUAUCCACCACCUCCAGCUCCCAACUACCCCACUGCUACAAGACCUCUGAUGUGUCGGUUUGGCUACCAAAUGGGUGAAAACAACCAAUGUGUUGAUAUUGAUGAAUGUGCUUCCGAGUCACACCAGUGUAACCCCACCCAGAUCUGUAUAAACACUGAAGGAGGAUACACCUGCUCCUGCACUGAGGGCUAUUGGCUCUUAGAAGGCCAGUGUUUAGAUAUAGAUGAAUGUCGCUAUGGCUACUGUCAGCAGCUGUGUGCCAAUGUACCUGGUUCCUACUCCUGUACAUGCAAUCCAGGUUUUACCCUUAAUGAUGAUGGACGAUCAUGCCAAGAUGUGAAUGAAUGUACAACCCAGAACCCUUGCGUGCAAAACUGCGUCAACACAUAUGGCUCUUUUCUCUGUCGCUGUGAUCCUGGCUAUGAACUGGAAGCGGAUGGAAUCAGCUGCAGUGACAUGGAUGAGUGCAGCUUCUCAGAGUUCCUUUGCCAGCACCAAUGUGUGAAUGAGCCCGGUUCUUACUACUGUUCCUGCCCCCCUGGCUAUGUUCUGCUUGAUGAUAACAGAAGCUGCCAAGAUAUCAAUGAAUGUGAGACUAGAAACUUCACUUGUACUACACAGCAAACCUGUUUCAAUAUCCAAGGAGGAUACAAAUGUCUAGACCCAGUAAAGUGUGAGGAUCCUUAUAUCCAGAUCAAUGACAAUCGCUGCAUGUGUCCAGCUGAAAACCCCGGUUGCAGAGAUCAACCAUUCACCAUCCUAUACAGAGACAUGGACAUCAUGUCAGGACGGUCCGUGCCGUCUGACAUCUUCCAAAUGCAAGCAACAACUCGCUUCCCUGGUGCCUAUUACAUCUUCCAAAUCAAAUCAGGGAAUGAGGGCAGAGAAUUCUACAUGCGGCAAACGGGACCUAUCAGUGCUACUCUAGUGAUGACCCGUCCCGUGAAAGGGCCCCGUACCAUUCAGUUGGACUUGGAAAUGAUCACAGUCAACACUGUCAUCAACUUCAGAGGGAGCUCUGUCAUCCGGCUGAGGAUAUACGUAUCACAGUACCCGUUCUAAACCUUCAGUACAUUCCCUUUAAACAUUAAAAGCAACAACAAAAAGACA